Messenger RNA from Cryphonectria parasitica EP155, 2727 nucleotides. RefSeq lists its product as uncharacterized. Gene Ontology annotation, molecular function: ATP binding; protein serine/threonine kinase activity. The transcript is spliced from 5 exons. Lineage: Eukaryota; Fungi; Ascomycota; Sordariomycetes; Diaporthales; Cryphonectriaceae. Gene Ontology annotation, biological process: peptidyl-serine phosphorylation; endocytosis; signal transduction. The record is from RefSeq and is a predicted model, not a curated record. Gene Ontology annotation, cellular component: nucleus; cytoplasm. Bases 432 to 1475 code for a protein of 347 amino acids.
CCCACCCAUCCACCUAUCUACGUUCUGGACGUCCCUCGCAACCUUCGACCUCUUCUUUCUUGAUCGAAGAGCGAGAACUAGUUGGGGCAAGAAAGAACGGUAUCAUUCGAUCGUCUUGGCUGUUUCUUUUCCCUUCUCGCGCCAGGACAUUUGGUUUCUUCAUUCGAGGCAUUUUGCAGCCAGUUUCCGUCCUGACCCUUCUUUCAUCACGACAACCAAACGACCCUUUUGUCGGCUCACCUUUCACCCCCGACGUCCUUUUCCCGCCCUCGUCAUUGACCGACCCCCUUUCAAUCAUCUGAAAUUCCAUCUUGGAGGACAGUACUUUCGAGACUCGCCAACGGCAAUACAGCGCGAAGCGAAGCGAUCGUACCAACCAAACCCACAUUCCUGUUCGUAGCACAGACUACGACCCAGCAACACCUGUCAACAUGACUACCAUGGACCUGCGCGUCGGUAACAAAUACCGUAUCGGCCGAAAGAUUGGCUCUGGUUCCUUUGGUGAUAUCUACCUGGGUACCAACAUCAUCUCCGGCGAGGAGAUUGCCAUCAAGCUCGAGAGCGUCAAGGCCAAGCACCCUCAGCUCGAGUAUGAGGCUCGCGUCUAUAAGUCCCUCGCCGGUGGCGUGGGAAUUCCUUUUGUCCGUUGGUUCGGUACCGAGUGUGACUACAAUGCCAUGGUUUUGGACCUCCUCGGCCCCAGUCUGGAGGAUCUCUUCAACUUCUGCAACCGCAAGUUCUCGCUGAAGACGGUCCUUCUCCUGGCCGAUCAGCUCAUCUCCCGCAUCGAGUACAUUCACGCCAAGUCCUUCAUCCACCGUGACAUCAAGCCUGACAACUUCCUGAUGGGCAUCGGCAAGCGUGGCAACCAGGUCAAUGUCAUCGACUUCGGUCUGGCCAAGAAGUACCGCGACCCCAAGACUCACUUCCACAUCCCCUACAGAGAGAACAAGAACCUCACGGGUACCGCUCGCUACGCGUCGAUCAACACUCACCUCGGUGUUGAGCAAUCUCGCCGUGACGAUAUGGAGUCUCUAGGAUACGUUAUGCUCUACUUUUGCCGUGGCUCUCUGCCCUGGCAGGGUCUUAAGGCUGCGACCAAGAAGCAGAAGUACGACCGUAUCAUGGAGAAGAAGAUGACCACCCCUACUGAGGUCCUCUGCCGUGGCUUCCCCAACGAGUUCGCCAUCUACCUGAACUACACCCGCUCUCUGCGUUUCGACGACAAGCCCGACUACAGCUACCUGCGCAAGAUCUUCCGUGACUUGUUCGUCCGCGAGGGCUUCCAGUACGACUACGUCUUCGACUGGACUGUCUACAAGUACCAGAAGAACGCCAGCCAGAUCAAGGCUCAGGAGGAGCAGAAGGAGGCUGCGGGCACUGCUGCUGCCACCAAGCAGACGACUGCUCAGCCUGCUACACGUCGCAACCCCCCCAGGAUCGGUAAUGAUUCUGACCAGCCGAUUCCGCGAUGAUAGGGCUCAUGGCAGGCAGCUGCGCUCCGGAACACAGCGAGGCAACUGAAUGAAUUGUGGCCUUCUCAACUCAAGAUUGUUACACGUAUGGAGACAUUGUUUUUGAUCCCUGAGCGACACUGGAAGACAGUAUGCCAAGGUUGCCGCAGGCUGUCUGCUGGCGUUUACCCCUCAUUUGGUUACAUGUCGCCGCUCAGGGAAAUCUCAUUCUCAAUCGUCUCCAUCCCCCCCUCCCCCCCAGCACUAUUAUCGUUUUUCGACGUCUUCGCGGUUUAUUUCUGGUUAUUUUGUUUCCUCUCGUAUCUCGGGCAGUCCGGUGAGAAGGCCAACCUUUAGGUUCACUGUGGCAUUGGGCCAUGGUGAUUCUGCUGAGGUCCUCAAUCUGGUACUGGCUGAACGGCAAGCCCGGUACUUCCACUGUGGCAGUAUCGAAACGCGAGAGAAAACCAAACCACGUUUAUGAGAAAGCAUUAGCAUCAGCUUCUCAAGAAAACGACCGAGUCGAGCACAACAAAGAUCAUUCCGUAGGAUCGAGGCUGGCUUCAUGCCAUGCUACACAUCUCACCUCUGGUUACGAUCAGCUCCGUCGUUGCGAUAACACGGCUAUCACUUUGGGUUCGCCAACCCGGCGAGUGCCUUUUUCCUUCCUUCCUCUUAAUCACGGUUUUUGUCUUUUUUCCUUAUUUACGUUUUCGAGAUUAUGUGCGUGCGCUUCUGGGGAGGUAAUUUUUGGGGACGAGCUCGUUUUGACUUUACUCUCGCAUGGAAAAUCUCCGGUUCCACCCUCCUUGCUUCCACUUAGGACAGCUCGGUGACCUAGAACGUAAGGAGAAGCAGGAUGACUGAGCGAGCCUAAUCUUGGGCUCAGCUUUGGACUCCUGGCGUGUCCUGUUGUGGAACAAGCACAACAGCAGCAUUGAUUGUGGAGGAGGUUUGUGGGCGGAUGGUUGCGAAUGUCUGUUGCAAGGCGGAAUCAUUGGUCUUGCAGCAAGCAGGCAUGUCAAGGCUGUCAUGUUCUGGUUCAGUUCUUCUCAUUUUCGCACAUUGAUGCCAAACUUCAUGUCCAUGGCAGAUCGUCAUAUCGCUAUCCAUUUUGGGAUGCGGAUUCCUUGUCCUCUUGUCUCUGUCUCUGACAGACGGUGAGGGCCUUGGGGUUUUGAUGGUCGACAGCUAAGAUAUCACAGUCACACAGUCCCUCGUUUCAGCUUAAUCCUCCAUACACGAGAAAUUAUUCAGAUUGUUCCCCUUCACA